Messenger RNA from Osmia lignaria (orchard mason bee), 3203 nucleotides. It is a transcript of the gene nac, whose product is annotated as GDP-fucose transporter nac. The record is from RefSeq and is a predicted model, not a curated record. NCBI's taxonomy places the organism in Eukaryota, Metazoa, Arthropoda, Insecta, Hymenoptera, Megachilidae.
AGAACUGAUGAAAUACAAUAUCUUACUUAAUAAUUGUAAUUCAUUUGAAGAAACUUAUAUAGAUUUAAAUUACUAUGAUUAAUUGUAUACGUUUAAGGAAUAUUGAUGUAUGACUAUUGUGAUUUACUUGUAUUUAUAUAUAUAUUUUUGUAUUAUGUAUUAAUUAAAAAAUGAAUGUACUACCAAGUUAACAUAAUCUGCCAAUGACGAAAUAAUAAUAAUGUCAUCAGAAACUGGAAUUUUACCAAAAUUCAUACAUAUCACUAUUGUGGUUAUAGCAUAUUGGACAAUUUCUAUAUUAACAGUUUUUAUAAACAAAGCACUUUUAUCUAGUAGUAGCAUAAAUUUGGAUGCACCUCUUUUUGUGACAUGGUGCCAAUGUAUAGUAAGUUUAAUCAUUUGUGCGACUUUAAGUAAAUUAUCAAAGUGUUUUCCAAGAUAUAUUAAGUUUCCUGAGGGUAAUCCAUAUACUAAGGAAACACUUAUUAAAAUAUUACCAUUGUCCCUUUUAUUUACUGGGAUGAUUGCAACUAACAAUUUAUGUUUAAAAUAUGUUGGUAUUGCAUUUUAUUAUGUGGGACGUUCGUUAACAACUGUAUUUAAUGUUAUUUUCACAUACCUUAUACUUGGUCAAAGGACUUCCAUAAAAUGCAUUGCAUGUUGCAUAUUUAUUGUGACUGGAUUUUGGCUUGGAGUAGAUCAAGAACAUAUUGCAGGCUCAUUGUCGGUUCUUGGAACAAUUUUUGGUAUACUUGGAUCAUUAACACUUUCUUUAUAUUCCAUUCAUAUGAAACAAGUACUUCCUACAUUAAAUCAAAAUAUUUGGUUACUCUCAUAUUACAACAACGCGUAUAGCGUUAUUAUAUUUCUUCCAUUGAUGGUAGCUAAUGGAGAACACAUUACAGUAUACAAUUAUGAUAAAAUUGGAUCAUUAUUUUUUUGGUCUGCUAUGAUUGUUGGCGGUAUUUGUGGUUUUGCGAUCGGUUAUGUUACCGCUCUUCAAAUAAAAGUAACAUCUCCCUUAACGCAUAAUAUCAGUGGAACCGCUAAAGCUUGCGCGCAAACAGUUCUUGCAACUUAUUGGUUUAACGAAGAGAAGUCAUUCAUGUGGUGGCUAAGUAAUUUAAUUGUGCUUGGUGCAAGUGCAAUGUACGCUAGGUUUAGACAACUUAAUCUCAGUAAAGAAUAUAAAGAAGAAAAACAACAAUUGAAAGUAUGACAAAAUAUAAAGAAAAUUAGGUAUGUGUAUAAUACUGUACUGUAAUAUUUAAAAAUUUAUUGUAUAAAUUUGUAUAAAAUAUCUAAGAAUUAUAAAUGAGUUAUUUCUAUAAAAUAUUUCAAGUACUUAUUGAGAUUAAUAUUGUCUCAAUGUUAAAAACAGUCUGUUAUUAAUUGGACGGAAAUAAAUAUUGUAUAAGUAAAAUAUUUAAAAUCUUGAUGAAAGACCACCUCCACGGCUAUCCGAAUGGCUCGACAUUAAAUCUUUCUUUUUAAUAAUUGCAUUCACACUUUUUAAUAUUAAGUAAGCAUCAACAUGUGAUGGUGGCACAAUUAAAUUCAACUGAUUUCGUAUUAAAGUAUCUACAGAAUGCUUCUGAUCAUUUUCUACAGCAAGUCCGUGCGUUAAAAUAUAAUAUCUAAAGAAAAGAAAUUCAUUCAAGAAAUGAUGUUUGAGUAUCAUAAUGUAAAAUAUAAAAUAUAUAUUUUACCUUGGAUAUUCGAUAGCAUCAGAAAUAUUUAACUGACGGAUUAUAAUAUUAUACAAUAAUUGUCCUAUAAUUAAUGUAUCAUCUGUUCCAAACACUCCUCGUAACCCACAUAUUGCCUUUUCAUUAUGGAAAAUUAUUGGAGUGAGCAUGGUCAAAUUAUUAUUAGUAUCAACUUUAUCUAAUAAAAAUCCAACAUUUGAUAUAUUUCCAAGACCAAAUGGUGCACUAAGUCCGCUAUAAAAAGAAUUCAAAUUAUUAAAUUUGUUCGCUAGAAUAUACAAAUUUUAUAUACGAAACUAACGUUAUAAUACAAACAUAUGUAUCUUCCCAAUCCAUUGACAUAACUCCAGUAUACUUCUCUUCUUCAACUAUAAUUAUCACUAUAUGAAAUUAUAAUACUAUAAAAUAUAUGUAAAAUAGAUGUUAUGAUAUAACAAACCAUUUUGUUUUAAUUGUUCUAAAAUUGAAGCUGAAUGUACUAAAGCCUUAGCUACGUGAACUUGUGUUCCUAUUGUUGAUGCAUUUUCGGUAGUUAUUCGAAGGUUCUCCAAUGCUUUCAUCAUUGAUUUUAAUUGUGAUACGUUUGAAGGAUAAUAUAUUGUAUGCUUAUAAAAACUUAACUUCUUUGCUAAAUAUGUAUCAGGCUUAUAAUUUGCUAAUUGCACAAGCAAAUCUUUGUUAGAUAAAAGUUUCUGUGAUAAUGUUCCAUUGUAUAACACUGAAAGUUGAACAAAUGAGUAAUUCUAAAUUACAAAAUAAAUUUUGUUUAAUUAACAAAAUGAAAGUAAUAUACCAUCAGUGCCAUGCUGUGCUAUAGCAUUUAAUGUAUCACUAAGAUCGUUUAAUUUCAGUAUAUCCCCAGCACUGAGAUGUCCAUAUAAAAUUUCAUAAUUUAUAUUUCUGGAUAUUUCGCUCGCUAAUUCCUUGGAUACAACAAAUCCUUCUCUGGCUAAUAUUAUGGAAGGUUUAAUGAUUUCAUUCCAAGAUAAUUUACCUUUUAAGGUAUGUGCAUGUUCUAAUCCCCGUAACAGAGCUGGUAUACGUAUUCCAUUUUGAGCAAAGCUACCUAACGCAUAGUUAAUGUAGGUAAUACAUGUAUAAAGCUUCUACAUGCAUUUGAAGUGUUUGCUUAUUUGAAAAAUGUACCUUUGAUUGUAUUGUUUGCAAAAUCAAUAAUAACUGGAUUUGUUUGUUCCUUAUGGUUAUAUAUCAUAACAUAGCCACCCCUAAAAUAAUAAUUAAAAGUUAAUAAAUAUCAACAGAAUUAUGUAUGUACACAACUUACCCACCAAGGCCAGUUUUAUGUGGAGCUACUACUGUCAUACAAAUAGUAGCUGCUAUAGCUGCAUCUACUGCAUUACCACCUUUCCUUAAAAUUUUAGUACCAAUUUGUGAACAGUUUGUAUAAUCUGUAGCAACUGCACCAUGGAUACCAGCUUUAUCCUAAUAUACAAUAAUAUUAUAAACAAUUAAAAUAUAGUUGAUAGACAAUAA